CCUAACCUUACCUAUACAGCCAAACUCUGGACAACUUCUUUGUUUUAAUCAGUUAAGUUUUUGUAGAAUAUUUUUAUUUUAACUGCCUCCUUUGUAAAAUUUCUCUUUCAUAAUGACUAAUUCAAGUUCUAGUUGUAGCUCUGUUCCACUGGAUUUCAAUUUGUCCUGUGCCUCCUCGCUGGAAACUCCUGUCAAAAGCAGUCUAAAUUGGAACCUGUGCCCCCUGUGCUUUAGAUCCAACAAGGUUUUCUACUGCAAAUCUUGUAUAAAUAACGGGGACUUCAUCCAUUCCACAAUCAGUUCGGCAGAAAGGUAUGGGGACAAGCAGAUUCGACUUUUACAAUUGAAGAAAGAGAAAAGCACAAUCGUGGAGAGAUGUGAGAAGAAAAUGGCUGGUCGUGUCCAAAUGGGACUGCUGGCAGGUCAAAUUAUUGAAACGAAAGAAAAAAUCAAACUUCUGAGGCUCAUCAUUAAAGAAACUCAUGAGAAAAUUGGCAAAAGGAAGGAGGAAUUACAUCAUCUAGUUGACAUGAACAAACAACGAGCUGCGCGUCUUCCAAGGUACGAAGAGCGGGUCAACAAACUUGAAAGUUAUGCUCAACAAAAACAUCAUGAAGCUGUGCAAACUAAAGAAAAUGUGGAAAAAGUACGAGUACAAUUAAAGCAGACCAUUCAGACGAAUGUAAAGCAACUUUUUGAGUAUAUUUUUCCAAUAAAUGUGAUUAAACCGAACAGAAGCAGUUUGAUAAGUAACAGUCAAGAGGAUGGCUCUGAAAGAGAAACAGUAAGUGCUUUGUUGGAGGCAACCCACACUGCAUAUGUGCGGGGACGUUGGGUCUACACAGACUGCUCUGGAGAAUGGCAACACUCAAUUGUGGCGCCCACACUACCAGCAUCUGGAGACUAUAGUGCCUAUAAUUUAUGGGUAUCUGCAAAUAAAGAUGGGGUGCCAGGAAGUAACACAGAGGCUGUAGAUCAUAAUCCUGCAUACAACAUCAGUGCUGCUCUUACCUUCACAACUCAGCUUGUCAAUGUGUUAGCAUAUUUUCUAGAUGUGCGACUUCCUUGCAAGUUAUCUUACAGUGAAUUUUGCACCAAUGAACUAAGUGAGCAGAAGUUCACGAAAAGAGUAGCUCGCCUGAAUGCAAGUGUGCUACAUUUAUGCUUUUCACAGAAUAUGAAACCAGAAGUGCUGCAUCCAACCCGAACUCUCCACAAUAUUCUAAAUUUCUUGAAUGCUGAAGUCUGUGAUCUUGGAAGGCAAGGACCAAUAGAAGUAGACAAAGGUUUAGCAAAUAUGUUGGAGGAUUUCCUUUGUUCUCGAUUGGAAGAAUUGACAGAUGACAUCGAUGAAUCUGAAGAUGAUAGUGACCAUCUGCCUUACGAGUGGGAAAAUGUUGGUCAUAUAGGCCAUGUUGAUGCAACAGUUGCCAACAAUAACAUGCUCACAGGACCUAAUACGACAAGUAUGGCAGGUGGACUUGUUUCAAGUGCUGCUGCCGGCAUUGCAUCAAUAUUCCGAGGCUGGGGUAUGACCAAUAGAUAGCCACCACCAACGAUGCUUUAAGUCUCUUGAUUUAAAGCAUUAUUCUAGAUGCAACUAUAACUCCAAUAGGUUUGUUCAACAUUCAUUCAUGCCAAGAUUCUAGGACAGAGUUCCGAUUCUUGUCAUUUUUAAUCAGACAAAGAAUUUUAAGGAUUUUCAUGAACAUUUUCUUCAAAAGACGUCCAUUAUCCUCACUCGAUAGCUCCUACUCUUUUGUGUUGUCCAUUUUGUUAGGCACUACAUAAUUAAGUGUAAUUAUGUUCAAAGCUUUUGCAUUUUAAUGUUGCUGUCUACUAAACCAAAAUAACUGUUCUUUGCUAAGUACCUCUAAUGCUGCUGUAUUUGCCCCCAUUUUUAAUUUCCAACUAGAAGCCUCCAUUUUUCAAUCUUAAAAUCAUUAAUAGACUGAAGUGAGUCUCCUGUGUACUUCAGAGUGAUGUCAACUUUAAUGAAAUGUCAUAAAAAUUUACUAAUAACCCAGUUAGACAAAAAAUAUUUUACAAACAUAAAAAAUUAGCAUUUUCUUAUUUAUAUUUAUAAAUUUAAUAUUGUUAAUUAUUGUCAAAUAUUUUUAAAAUUUGUUGGCUAACUGGGAAGCUGCAGUGAAAUUUUAAAGAGUCCCAGAAAACAAGAGAAAUUUUUUUUAAGAACCAAAGAAAAUUUUAGCAGACUCAGAAUUUGAUGACAGCAAGGGUCAAUAAUAUUCCCGAUCAUGCGCAACAAUUGUGGAAAGCCCUCGAAUUUUUUUUUGCAACGUCUGGCAUGGAAAUGAUGAAAUAAGCGUUGAUACCAGCAUACUUACCACCAUUUUAGAAUAUUCUUCCCACUGGUCGACCGAAAAACCUGACAAUUAAAGAAAAAAGGUCAUUACUUAUUGUGGAAGCACUUUUUCGAUUUGCAUGGAAUAAUAGAAAACAGGGAACUUUUUUAAGCGGGAUUACCGGUAGAAUUUGAUCUAAAGAUAGCACUGUGUACCCACCAUCUUGCAUUUGAAAAAUUGAUGUGACAGUGUGACCCAGGCUAACAUGAUUUUUCAUUGAAUUGCUAAGAAAAGAUCUGCAUUUUAUACCCUUUUGCAAAAUUUUUUGAGACUGUAACGCAGGCGAUUUUCCCAUGGUGAAAAAAUAUGCUCAAAUUUUUGGGAUCAAAGUUUUCAAAGUUCAGAUGAAGUUUGUUCAUUCUUUCCAUUCUCAACAACCCUAGAAAAUUUUGAAGUAGAUUUUAUCUAUUAUUGAGUGAUUUACAUUUAGAGAUUAAAAAAUUUUGCUGCUAUUUUUUCCCAAAUUUUGCUGUUAUUUUUGCUGAUCUUGCGUUUAACAGCUUAAAAUAAAGCUUCUAAUUUGAUUUAGCAUGCCAUUGCUCAGUCUCUCUCUCUAGUCCUACUUUACAGAAGCACCUUAAGACUGUUUAUUUUUUCUUGAUAAAAAAAUAUGCUCACAAACAACUCGGUAAUUUCUUUCUUCUGAAAAAGAGCGUGAUAAAUUUUGUCUUACACGCGUACGUACGUAAAUAACACAAAAAUGUACGGAUUUCGCCGAUCGCGCGGAUUCCGAGCAAUUUCGCGUUAAAUCCGGCAAACGGCCGAUUUCGCUUCAUAUUUUCGUGAUCAGGGGGUUAUGAUCGGUGCUUCUGUCUGGUUUCAGAUUCUUAAGCACAUUUUAAAUAUUUCACGGCGAAUUGCAGGGGCGAAAUUUUCCAAUCUCUAUUUACAUCUCACAGUAAAUUGAAAAUUUAAGUUUUCGAAAUCCUACUGUUGCCAAGAUGGUUUUGACUUCAAUUUUAAACUUUUCCAGGAAUUAAAGUAUGUACAAGGUUGCAUAUUUAAGCUCUGAGCUGACAAAGUUCGACUUUUUACAGUUGUUUACCAGUAAGUUCGGCAGUGUUCAAUUAAGAUUUUUAGAAUUUGAAGUCUGAAUCUUUUAAAAUCUUGAAACUCAGCUGUCAAAGAUUUAGCGCAACUAUAUAAUCAAAUAAUGUAAUUUGAUUGGAAUCUGUGAUCUUUUCAAAUACUUGAAUCUUGUAAUCUUUUUAAGUAACACAAUUAAUAAGUGGCAAAAUCAAAUCAGUAAAGAGAGGAGAACACUGAAAACGCAAA
This is a messenger RNA of Bemisia tabaci, 3641 nucleotides long. RefSeq names its product autophagy related protein 14 (gene Atg14). Lineage: Eukaryota; Metazoa; Arthropoda; Insecta; Hemiptera; Aleyrodidae. The record is from RefSeq and is a predicted model, not a curated record. Gene Ontology annotation, molecular function: phosphatidylinositol 3-kinase regulator activity; protein-membrane adaptor activity. Gene Ontology annotation, biological process: autophagosome assembly; autophagosome membrane docking; cellular response to starvation. Gene Ontology annotation, cellular component: phosphatidylinositol 3-kinase complex, class III; extrinsic component of phagophore assembly site membrane; extrinsic component of omegasome membrane.